Oppiella nova is the source of this 2175-nucleotide messenger RNA. NCBI's taxonomy places the organism in Eukaryota, Metazoa, Arthropoda, Arachnida, Sarcoptiformes, Oppiidae. The record is from the annotation of a GenBank genome assembly.
AUCGUGAGCUCAGUCCAGGAGUACGACUCAACUACCGGUGCUUUCAAACAAAAUAGGAAAGUUAUAAUAUUGGAGAUAUUGGAGGGACUGUGUGUCGGCUGGUUUACCCUGGAGUACGGCCUGAGACUAAUAGCCGCUCCCAAUAAGUACCGGUUCCUGAAGGGGGCGCUAAAUAUCAUCGAUUUGUUGGCAAUUGUGCCCUAUUUUGGGCUAAUGUUACUCAACAGCUCCGCCACCAAAGAAAGCACCCAAUGGUCAGACUUACAGCGACUACUACUGGCGCUACGGUGUGUGCGUAUACUCCGGGUGCUGAGACUCGGCCGGCAUUCCCAUGGGCUCCGGGUGUUGGGCCAGACGCUGCUGAAUAGUGGCCGCGAGUUAGGACUACUGGCGCUGUCGGUGGCGAUCGCUAUCAUUAUAUUCUCAACUCUCGCCUAUUAUGCCGAGAAGGAUGUGCCGGAAACCUUGUUUACAUCUAUUCCCAGCACCUUCUGGUGGGCCUGUAUUACGAUGACUACAGUGGGCUAUGGAGAUGUAGUUCCCGCGACUAUGUUUGGCAAAGCCGUGGCCGUAGCGUGCUGUAUGUCCGGUGUUGUGGUGGUAGCCCUUCCCAUACCUAUAAUGGUCACCAAAUUCACCGAAUUGUAUAAAAAACAAUUGAGACGUGAGAGGACUAUACAGCACAGGGAGGUAGUGAACAGUGGUAGCGAUAAACCGAUAAUGUCAGGAAAGAUACAGAAAAGGUAUGAUUCCCUGAAACUGGAGGUCACACCCAUCUCACUGGCACAUGAAUCUCAGCCACCUGUAUCCCAACACGAGUUACACUUUAAUGCUACCGGUGCUGAUAACUCACAUACCGAUCCAACAAAAAUUGAUGAUAAAACUGGAGACCAAAAAGUGAUACUAAACAUAGGAGGGGUCAAACAUGUGGUGAUGCGGCGAAGUCUGGAGCGCCUACCGCUCACCCGAUUAGGUCGGCUCCGGGAGUCUAAAGCUGUGGUCAGCGAACUGUGCGAUGACUACAACCUCACCGAUAAUGAGUACUAUUUCGAUAGGAAUAACACCACAUUCGAGCCCAUACUAGCCCUCUAUCGCACCGAUAGCCUACACCUGACUGAAGCUGGAGUACCUGAAUGCCUGAUAUCCCGGUGCUGUCAGCGCCGGUACCACCAAAGAAAGCAGCAACUAUUGGAUGACAUACGCGAUGAUGAAGAAUAUGAAGCUAAACACAUAGUCGACAGCACCGGACCCUCGAGCACCGGUAGUCUGUCCUAUCAACAACGGUUAUGGCGAGUGCUGGACAAGCCAUACAGCUCUCCCAUCGCCCGGAUAUUAUCUGUUGUAUCCAUACUAUUCACGAUUGUGUCCACAGUUGUAGUCAUCAUGAGCUCAAUGGAGAUGCUCUGGGAACGGAUCCAAUUACUAGACUUCCCGAAGAAAAUAGGAAACUACUAUUACUGGAGGGUCUAUUACGGUCUGCAACUAAUAGCCGCACCAAAUAAGUACCGGUUCCUGAAGGGGGCGCUCAAUGUAAUCGAUUUGUGGGCUAUUUUGCCAUAUUAUGGGUUAAUGUUAGGCAACACCUCCCAAAGGGGCUAUACAUACUGGCAGGACAUCCAGCGAAAGCUACUUAUCCUAAGAUGUGUCCGUAUACUCCGGGUGCUGAGACUCGGUAGGCAUUCCUAUGGACUCCGGGUUUUGGGACAAAUGUUACUGAAUAGUGGCCGCGAGUUAGAACUACUGGCGCUGUCGGUGGCGAUCGCUAUCAUUAUAUUCUCGACUCAAGUCUAUUAUGCAGAGAAAGAUGAGGUUAACACGAAGUUUAGGUCAAUUCCCGGCACCUUCUGGUGGGCCUGUAUUACGAUGACUACUGUGGGCUAUGGAGAUGUAGUUCCCACCACUAUGGUUGGGAAAGCAUGGGGUAUAGUGUGCUGUAUGUCCGGUGUUGUGGUGAUAGCCCUUCCCAUACCUAUUAUGGUCACCAAAUUCAAUGAAUUGUAUAAAAAGCAAUUGAGACGUGAGAGGGAUAUACAGCACAAGGAGUUUGUGGAUAGUGAUAGUGAUAAGGUUGUGUCGAUUCAAUUGGCAUUUAAAAUUAAACACUUGUCCACAGUUUGGUUGCGAGCACUGGUGGACAUGCUUUCCCUUCAUAUGGACAUCGAUUAUAUGCUGUUU